Molecule: messenger RNA, 6244 nt
Organism: Polyodon spathula (Mississippi paddlefish)
Lineage: Eukaryota; Metazoa; Chordata; Actinopteri; Acipenseriformes; Polyodontidae
Product: receptor-type tyrosine-protein phosphatase S-like
Exons: 38
Coding region: 274-6093 (1939 amino acids)
Biological process (GO): protein dephosphorylation
Molecular function (GO): protein binding; protein tyrosine phosphatase activity
Source: RefSeq, a predicted model, not a curated record
CAGCAGGACAGCAAUGAGCUGGGAUACAAAAGAAGCAAGAGGAUGGAUGCUGAUGGCUUGAGGGCUGGCUUUUUUUUAUGUGCUAAAAGCUGUUAAUCCUCCUGCCUUUGUGUAGCCGGGGGUCCUUACUGAAGUCCGAGCCUUUUAAAAGGUGCUUUUUGUUAUCCAUGCAAUCAGUGGACAUCUGUUUGCCAAGACGUCCUCUUUGAAGCCAAAUCGACUCUCCAUCGUGGAGCCUUGGCUGUCCGGCCAGGUCAAAGGUCACCGCCAAGCAUGCUGCCAAAUCACUCUCCAAGGAUGUCAGCCCUCAUCCUAUUGGUGGCUCUACUGUCCCUGCUCCUGAUUGGCUGUGAUUCUCAAUCUGCCCCCAGAUUCACCAAGGUCCCCGUUGACCAGAUUGGAGUCUCCGGAGGGGUUGCCUCCUUCGUCUGCCAGGCAACGGGCGAACCCAAGCCACGAGUCACCUGGAACAAGAAAGGGAAGAAAGUCAACUCCCAACGCAUUGAGACGAUUGAAUUUGAUGAAGGGGCUGGGGCUGUUCUUCGGAUCCAGCCUUUACGAACGCCCCGGGACGAAAACAUUUACGAAUGCAUCGGAGAGAAUUCAGAGGGAGAGGUGACGGUCAGCGCCAAGCUCUCCAUCCUCAGAGAAGACCAGUUACCCUCAGGGUUUCCUAAUAUCGACAUGGGCCCCCAGCUGAAGGUGGUGGAGCGAACUCGCACCGCCACCAUGCUUUGCGCAGCCAGCGGCAACCCAGACCCAGAAAUCACCUGGUUCAAGGACUUCCUGCCCAUUGACCCCAACAUGAGUAAUGGGCGAAUCAAGCAGCUCCGAUCAGAGGCCUUUGAAGGUACCCCAAUACGAGGAGCUCUGCAGAUCGAGAACAGCGAGGAGACGGACCAGGGCAAAUACGAGUGUGUGGCGUCCAACAGCGCCGGGGUGCGCUACUCUUCCCCCGCUAACCUUUACGUGCGAGAGCUUCGAGAAGUGCGUCGGGUGCCCCCCAGGUUCUCCAUCCUGCCCACAAGCCACGAGAUCAUGCCAGGAGGCAGCGUCAACAUCACCUGCGUGGCGGUGGGCUCACCCAUGCCCUACGUCAAGUGGAUGCUGGGAGCAGAAGACCUGACCCCCGAGGACGAGAUGCCGGUUGGGCGGAAUGUUCUGGAGCUGAACAGCAUCCGGGAGUCCGCUAACUACACAUGUGUUGCCAUGUCCAGUCUGGGCAUAAUUGAGGCCGUAGCACAGAUCACAGUGAAGUCUCUUCCUAAACCACCCGGGACGCCCAUUGUGACGGAAACCACGGCAACCAGCGUCACCAUUACCUGGGACUCGGGCAACCCUGACCCCAUCUCCUACUACAUCAUCCAGUACCGCUCCAAAUCCUCCGAAAGCACCUACCACAUCAAGGAUGGCAUCACCACCACUCGGUACAGCAUCGGCGGGCUGAGCCCCAACACGGAAUACGAGAUCCGGGUCUCGGCGGUCAAUACCAUUGGGCAGGGACCGCCUAGCGAGCCCGUAGAGACCAGGACUGGUGAACAAGCCCCUGCCAGCCCUCCUCGCAACAUCCAGGCUCGCAUGCUCAGCGCCAACACUAUGAUAGUCACCUGGGAGGAACCGGAGGAACCUAACGGGCAGAUCCGUGGCUACCGAAUCUACUACACCAUGGACCCGUCCAAGCCCAUCAACGCCUGGCAGAAGCACAAUGUGGACGACAGUCGCUUGACAACCGUGGGCAGCCUGGUGGCCCAGGAGACCUAUAGCAUCCGGGUGCUGGCCUUCACAUCUGUAGGGGAUGGGCCAUUCUCCGAUCCCGUUCAUCUGAAAACCCAGCAAGGAGUCCCAGGACAGCCGAUGAAUUUCAGAGCGGAGGCCGUGUCAGACACCAGUAUCCAGCUGUCGUGGGACCCUCCAAGACAGGAGAACAUCAUUAAAUUCGACCUGCAUUACAGGGAAGGGGAACAUGGGAAAGAGAUUCAAGUCACCUUUGAACCCACCACAUCCUAUACCCUGAGCGGUCUGCGCGCCAACACAGACUACUACUUCCGGCUAGCGGCUCACUCAGAACUGGGGCUCGGCGCCUCCACCACGGAAAUCUCCCAGAGGACUUCUCAAGCCAAACCCUCCGCUCCCCCUCAAGACAUAAAGUGCUCCAGCUCAAGCUCCACCACCAUACUGGUAAGUUGGCGUCCGCCGGUAGCCGAGAGUCAAAACGGCAUCCUGGUGGGGUACAGCGUGCGCUACCAGGCUCUGGAAGGAGAGGAUACCACGGCCAGAGAAGUGAAGGACAUCCCUCCGUCGACCAAUCAGAUCCUCCUGGAGGGGCUUGAGAAGUGGACAGAGUACCACAUCAGCGCGGUGGCCUACACAGAAAUCGGGCCCGGUCCGGAGAGCAAGCCUGUGGUCACUCGGACUGACGAGGACGUGCCUGGAGCCCCCCCGCGGAAGGUGGAAGUGGAGGUAUUGAAUUCAACAGCCAUCAAGGUGGUCUGGCGCUCCCUGCCCCCCAAUCGCCAACACGGGCAGGUCCGAGGCUACCAGGUGCACUACGUACAGGUGGAGAAUGGAGAGGCCAGAGGACUGCCCCUCAUCAAGGAUGUCAUGCUGGCCGAUGCACAGUGGGAGACCGAUGAUACAGCAGAAUAUGAGAUGGUCAUCACCGGUCUCAAGCCUGAAACCACCUAUUCCAUCACCGUGGCAGCUUACACCACCAAGGGGGAUGGCGCGCGCAGCAAACCCAAGCUGGUGGUGACCAAAGGGGCAGUUCCUGGCAAACCAGCUGUAUCGGUCAAGCAGACCUCAGAAAACAUGGCUGUGGUUCAGUGGCAGCCCUCCACGGAGACGCCUGUGCAGGUCCUGGGCUACCGGCUACAAUUCGGACGCCAGGACGUCUCUCCACUGGCCACGUUGGAGUUCACAGCCCAGGAGCUGCAGUACACUGUCAGCAACGUGCACAAAGGGGCAACAUACGUCUUUAAAGUGUCAGCCAAGAGCCGGUCAGGCUUCGGGGAGGAAGCCACGCAGGAACUGAGCGUGCCUGAGGAAGUCCCUAAGGGGUACCCCCAGAUUAUCGAGGUCUCCAAUAUCACGUGCUGCUCCGUCCAGUUCAGCUGGCUCCCCCCUGUUUUGGCUGAGAGAAACGGGGUGAUAACCCAGUACACCGUGGCUUAUAAAGAGUCGGGGGCUCCCGGUGCCCUGACGGAAAUGACUCUCCCAGCCUCUGAAAUGAGCCUGACUCUAAACGGCCUCAACCCAGACUCCACUUAUGACAUCAAAAUCCAAGCGCAUACCAGUGUAGGUGCAGGGCCCUACAGCCCUCCGGUCCAGUACCGGACCAUGCUUCUGGAGAAAGAUGUUCCAAAGAAUUUCAAGGUGAAGUUGGUGAUGAAGACGUCAAUUUUGCUGACCUGGGAGUUCCCUGAAAACAGGCACCCCUAUCGCUGCAAGAUCGAGUAUAACGGUCAGAGCGUUGAUGUGGAUGCCCGCGCCACCAAAGCGCUGAUCACAAACCUGCGUCCCAACACCACGUACAACUUCAAGAUGACCAGUGGAGAGGACAACAUGGGCGGCCUGAGGCACAAGGUGUUAACCAGGACUGCCCCAGCCGUACUGGUCACCAAGCCGAGCCUGAACCACAAACCAGACGCCGACGGCACUCUGACCAUCCUGCUGCCCUCCUUGGAAAUGGCAGUGCCGGUCAAGUACUACUAUAUCGUAGUGGUUCCUCUGAAGAGGGUGCGCGGGGCGUUUGUGAAGCAGUGGAAAAGCCCAGAUGAGAUGGACCUGGAUGAGGUGCUGAAGGAUAUCACUCGACGGGAACGACAGAGACGGAGCAUGCGUUACUCACGGCAACUGGACACAAAGCCUUUCAUCGCUGCCCGCUUCCGGACCCUGCCCUCGCACUUCACCCUCGGGGACCAGAUGGAGCACAACGGCUAUGAAAACCGCGCCCUGGAGCCUGGCCAGGAAUACGUCUUCUUUAUCCUGGCCAUGCUGGACAACCCGGAAGUGAGAAUGUUUGCUGCAAGCCCAUACACAGACCCGGUGGUGGCUCCAGACUUGGACCCUCGGCCCGUGGACGGGGGGGACGGCCUCAUCUGGGUGGUGGGACCGGUGCUGGCCGUCGUCUUCAUCAUCUGCAUCGUCAUCGCCAUCCUGCUGUACAAGAACAAACCUGACAGCAAGCGUAAGGAGUCUGAGCCCCGUACAAAAUGCCUCCUGAACAACGCUGAAAUCACUCCCCAUCACCCCACCGACCCUGUGGAGAUGAGACGCAUCAACUUCCAGACCCCAGAUUCUGGUCUGAGCAGCCCUCUCAGUGAUCCUGGUUUUGACUUUGAAAGCAUGCUCAAUCAUCCUCCGAUCCCCAUCGCCGACCUGGCGGAACACACAGAGUGCUUGAAGGCGAACGACAACCUGAAGCUGUCCCAGGAGUACGAGUCCAUCGACCCGGGGCAGCAGUUCACCUGGGAGCACUCUAACCUGGAAGUGAACAAACCCAAGAACCGCUACGCCAACGUCAUCGCGUACGAUCACUCGCGGGUCAUCCUGUCGCCCAUCGAGGGCAUCACCGGGAGUGAUUACAUCAACUCCAACUACAUUGAUGGGUACCGCAAGCAGAACGCCUACAUCGCCACCCAGGGGCCUCUGCCAGAGACCUUUGGGGACUUCUGGAGGAUGCUGUGGGAGCAGCGGGCGGCCACUGUGGUCAUGAUGACUAAGCUGGAGGAGAAGUCACGGAUCAAAUGUGACCAGUACUGGCCUGGUCGAGGCACAGAAACCUAUGGGAUGACCCAGGUGACGCUCCUAGACACCAUUGAACUUGCCACCUUCUGCGUCCGUACAUUCUCCCUGCACAAGAAUGGCUCCAGUGAGAAAAGGGAAGUACGGCAGUUCCAGUUCACAGCCUGGCCGGAUCACGGCGUUCCCGAGUAUCCCACCCCAUUCUUGGCGUUCCUGCGUCGAGUGAAAACCUGCAACCCCCCAGACGCUGGGCCAAUCAUCGUCCACUGCAGCGCUGGGGUGGGGCGCACUGGCUGCUUCAUCGUCAUCGAUGCCAUGCUGGAGCGGAUCAAGCACGAGAAGACGGUGGACAUCUACGGUCACGUGACCCUGAUGAGGUCACAGCGGAACUACAUGGUGCAGACGGAGGACCAGUACAGCUUCAUUCACGACUCCCUCCUGGAAGCAGUGGCUUGUGGGAACACAGAGGUGGCGGCUCGGAGCCUCUACACCUACAUCCAGAAGCUGUCUCAGAUCGAGACUGGGGAGCAUGUCACCGGCAUGGAGCUGGAAUUCAAGCGCCUUGCCAAUUCGAAAGCCCACACGUCUAGGUUCAUAAGUGCCAACCUUCCCUGCAACAAAUUCAAGAACCGCCUGGUCAACAUCAUGCCGUACGAGACGACCAGGGUGUGCCUACAACCAAUCCGAGGGGUGGAGGGCUCGGACUACAUCAACGCCAGCUUCAUCGACGGCUACAGGCAACAAAAAGCCUACAUUGCCACGCAAGGACCCUUGGCAGAAACGACAGAGGACUUCUGGAGGAUGUUGUGGGAAAAUAACUCCACCAUCGUGGUGAUGCUGACUAAACUACGAGAAAUGGGGAGGGAAAAGUGCCACCAGUACUGGCCAGCAGAGCGCUCUGCCCGGUACCAGUACUUCGUGGUGGAUCCAAUGGCUGAAUACAACAUGCCCCAGUAUAUCCUGAGGGAGUUCAAGGUCACCGAUGCCAGGGAUGGGCAGUCUCGAACAGUACGGCAGUUCCAGUUUACAGACUGGCCCGAGCAGGGUGUGCCAAAAUCAGGAGAGGGCUUCAUCGACUUCAUCGGCCAGGUGCACAAAACCAAGGAGCAGUUUGGACAGGAUGGGCCUAUCUCUGUGCACUGCAGCGCUGGAGUCGGCCGGACUGGCGUGUUCAUCACUCUCAGUAUAGUCCUGGAGAGGAUGCGCUACGAGGGGGUGGUGGACAUCUUCCAGACGGUCAAGAUGCUGAGGACACAGCGGCCAGCCAUGGUGCAGACAGAGGACGAGUACCAGUUCUGCUAUCAAGCAGGUCUGGAGUAUCUAGGAAGCUUCGAUCACUAUGCAACGUAAAAUGUCAUCGUGACACUAAUUCUGCUGUCCUUCCCCAGUCUCUGCUGAGCCAUAGAACCAUGUUUGAAAUUAAACAAAACAAAAACAAAACAACAAACCAUUUAUUUGAGCAAAGGACAGCAAUUGCAGGGAGGGAGGGAGGGAGGAGGGG